Molecule: messenger RNA, 2228 nt
Organism: Aphidius gifuensis
Lineage: Eukaryota; Metazoa; Arthropoda; Insecta; Hymenoptera; Braconidae
Exons: 4
Coding region: 1755-2228 (157 amino acids)
Biological process (GO): synapse organization
Cellular component (GO): neuron projection membrane
Source: RefSeq, a predicted model, not a curated record
ACAUGUGGGAUUUUGAAAAGGAAGGAUUUUACAAAGUGUUGGAAAAUAAAAAAAUAUAAAAAAAAAAAAAUAAAUAAAAUGAAAAUUUCGUUUGCUCGGCUUUAUAGAAAAGCUUGGUGUAAAAUUCAACCGGCAUGUCCUCUAUGACUUUAUCCCAACUUUUAGAUGGUUAGAAAGAAGAACCAGAAGAAAAAGAAAAAGAACAAGUAGAAGUAGAUAAAGAAGAAAGGAGGAUAUAACUAACCUAAUUUUCUUUAGACUUUAAAAGUACGCGCUCGACAUUCAACAAACUCGACAGUGAACAAAACCAUAUCCCCACUUGAAUUUGUUAUUUUAUUUUAUUUUUUUAAUCUUAAUUUCUCAAUACCCUUUAAUUUACCUACAUCAAUUAUCUAUUUUAAUCUUUCAAUUUUUUUUUUUAACCUCAUUAAUUUUUAUUUUUAAAUUGAGUCCUUGCAAUUUAAUUUUUUUUUGUUACUAUGUCAUAUGCAUCAACUUUCCAAUAUGAAAAAAAAUAUAUAAAAAUUUUACAGUAUAUUUUUUGACCAAUGUAUUUAUAUGUAUAUUUUUAUGUACUAUAAUAAAAUAUUAAAUUAAAAAAUUUUACUUUGACGAUGUUCAUGAAGUUGUCAUAUUUUUUUUUUUUCAUUUCUGAUUGUCUCGAGAAGGUUUAACGGUCUCUACUUGGUUACAAGUGUUUAAUUCAGUUGGUAAUGACUUCUUUGAAGUUUCACCAAGAUUUUAAUUACAUAGGUUAUAUAUAUAUAUUAAAUAUAUAAAUGUCAAACGAUGUAAGAGACAAAUGAAUUUAUAUAAAUGUGUUAAACCACUGUAAUUUUUUUUUUUAUCGUUACUUUUAUAUAUUUAAUAAUAUUAACUCCCUUCUACUUGUCUAUCACUGUUUAAAUAAAUAUAUAUAUGAAUGGUUUUAGUCGCGACGAUAUUUAAAAUGAGUCUGCGCUCAAAUAUAUUUGUUGGAUUAUUGCCACGCAGUUAACAAGCGCAGGCGCUAUUUCAACGAAACAAUUCCCGCAGUAUCAUUUCGCGUGGCACACCGUUGCGACAAUCUUGUCUCAUACAAAAAAAUAUCUCAGUUUAUAUCUCUUUUUAUCAACUAAUAAAAUAUAUAUUUUUAAUUUUUUAAUUUAAUUUUUUUUAAUAAACAAUAAAAUUUUUUAAAAAUUAAUGCAAAAAUUUUAUCAUUUAAAAUUCAUUUUUUUAUGUGAAAAAUUUUUUUAAAUAUUUCUUUUAAUUACUGUUAUUAAUAAAAUGUAUCAAUAAUAUUUUUUUUUUACAUUAAUUUUCUAUAUAAUUUUAAUCUUUAAAAAAAAAGUGUUAAAUUAAAUUAAUAAUGUUGUUGAAAAAAUUUUUUUAAAGCUUAUUUUUGUUUUAUUCAAAUUUUUCUAUGAAUUUUUUUUUUCUUUAACAAGAAUUGACAUGUGACAUGAUUUUUUUGAUGUUUGACAUUAGUGAUAUUGUGUAUCUUAAAAUUGGAGUAUUAAUGUCGCGUGACAUUGUCGCGUGGUGUAAAAAAAUUUUGUGUUAUAAAAAAAAAAAUUACGUAUUGUUAUAAAAUUGGCUCAUGUAUAUUGAGUCAUUGUGAAUAUUUCAUUGUGAUGAGAUAUGUGGUUAUUGUGUUUAUGUUAUUAUUCAAUGAUAAAUAAUAAUAUUGACAAAUUUAUAUUGGUGAUUAUUAAUAAAAUUGACGAGUUAUAUAAUCACACCAUCGAUCACAGAUCGUUGGGCUGGUGUGUAUGGAGAAAAUGAUGCUUUAUCUUAUCAUUGCUUGUCUGAUGAUCGAGACCCACGGUGUUCUAGGUUCAGUUUAUUGGGAUCACAGGCCAAUGGGUAUUAAUGGACAACAAAAUAAUGGUAUGAGUGAUUGGCCAUAUUUUGAGCCAAAUGUACCAAGAAAUGUAACAACAGCAAUUGGUCAAACAGCAUUUUUGCAUUGUCGAGUUUAUCAACGCAGUGACAAAGAGGUAUCUUGGAUGCGAAAACGUGAUAUGCAUAUAUUAAGUGCUGGAAUAUCGACAUAUACGUCUGACUUGAGAUUUCAAGUGAUUCAUCCAGACAAGUCAGAGAAUUGGACUUUGCAGAUAAAGUCACCACAACUACGGGAUUCAGGCAUUUAUGAAUGCCAGGUCAGCACUGAGCCAAAGAUGUCACUCAACUAUACGCUCAACGUGGUCGGUUUUUAUGUUGAUGAUGGACGGGUACUAAAAUAA